AUGGAUGGCGACGGAUCGGCGAAAGGUGGUGACGACGAUGAUAACAAGCCGUACGAAGAAGGCGAGGAUGACUACAACGAGGGAGAUGACAUGUACGGAGACGAAGGUGAUUAUGGCGAGGAGGAAGGUGGUCCCGAGGCUUCAGGAAAAGGACGGCCGCACCCUCCUGGCGAGGGCGAUGACGGCGAAGAGUACGGCGAGGAAUACGGCGCAGAGGGCGAAGGAGAGUACUACGAGGAGGAAGCUGGUGGUGAGGGUCAGAAGGAGGGAGGCGUGAAGGGCGAAGGCGAGGGGGAGUACGAGGGCGAGGAGGGGGAGUGGGAGGGCGAAGGCGAGUAUUACGACGAGGAAGGCGAAUACGUCGAAGGGGGCGGUGAGGGUGGAGCGAAGGGGACAGGCGAGGGAGAGGAGCACUACGAGGGCGAGGAGGGGGAAGGGGAGUGGUACGGGGAAGAAGGCGAGGGGCACGCGGAGGGCGGAGAGGGUGGAGCGAAGGGGACAGGCGAGGGAGAGGAGCACUACGAGGGCGAGGAGGGGGAAGGGGAGUGGUACGGGGAAGAAGGCGAGGGGCACGCGGAGGGCGGAGAGGGCGCGGAAGGUGGGGAGCACGCGGAAGGGGAAGAGUAUGCUGAAGGGGGGGAGUACGGGGAAGAAGGGGAGUGGGAUGAGGAGUAUGGUGAAGAGGGUUAUGGGGAGGAGGGGGAGUAUGCGGAAGAAGGGGGAGAGUACGCGGAAGAGGGAGGAGAAUACGCAGAAGAGGGGGGAGAACACCCGGAAGAGGGGGGAGAGUACGCGGAAGAGGGGGGAGCAUUCGUGGAAGAGGGGGGAGAGUACGCGGAAGCGGAGCGUAGAGAGGAAGGUGGUGGUGAUGUUCAUGCGGAGGGGGCAGAGGGGGGAGAAGUUGAAGAAGAGCUGCAGGGGGAUGGGGGAGAUAUGUAUGGGGAAGGGGAGGACAUGCACGGGGAAGGGGAGGACAUGUACGACGAAGAGGGUCACGGGGCGGGGGAGGAAGGAGUGGAGGGGCAAGGCAGAGGAGUGGCAAGGUCAGGGGGAUUGAGGAGGGGCAAGACAGGGAGCGACAAGGGCAGCGCGGAGGGGGCUGAGGGCGGAGAAGAGGAGGUUGAUGAGGGGCUGGGAGAAGACGAGAUGCACGCGGAGGAAGAGGGGGAAUACCCCGAGGAAGAGGGGGAAUACCCCGAGGAAGAGGGGGAAUACCCCGAGGAAGAGGGGGAGUACCCCGAGGAAGAGGGGGAAUACCCGGAGGAAAAGGGGGAAUACCUUGAGGAAGAGGGAGAAUACCCCGAGGAAAAGGGGGAAUACCCCGAGGAAGAGGGGGAAUACCCCGAGGAAAAAGGGGAGUACCCCGAGGAAGAGGGGGAAUACGUCGAGAAAGAGGGAGAGUACCCGGAGGAGGAGGGGGAAUACCCGGAGAAAGAGGGGGAGUACCUGGAGAAAGAGGGGGAAUACCCGGAAGAAGAGGGGGAAUACCCGGAGGAGGAGGGGGAAUACCCGGAGAAAGAGGGGGAGUACCCAGAGGAAGAGGGGGAGUACCCGGAGAAAGAGGGGGAAUACCCGGAGAAAGAGGGGAAAUACCCGGAAGAAGAGGGGGAAUACCCGCAGAAUGAAGGGGAAUACCCAGAGGAAGAGGGGGAGUACCCGGAGGAAGAGGGGGAAUACCAGGAGGAAGAGGGGAAAUACCCGGAAAAAGAGGGGGAAUACCCGCAGAAUGAAGGGGAGUACCCGGAGGAAGAGGGGGAAUACCCGGACAAGGGGGGGCAGGAAGGGGAGGAAUCGGGGCUGCAGAAAGGGGAGAGGCGGUUGUAUGCGGAGGCGGACGAUGCAGAGGGGGAGGCGGAGGAUGGAUUGCCGCGUGCGGACAGCGACGAGGAAGAGGGCGCGAGGGCAGUGCGCGUGGGGGAGGAGCAGGUGCUGUCGGAGGGGGAGGAGGGGGGCGCGGAAGCAACAGCGGAGGAGGGGCAGCGGGAAAAAGCGCGGACGGCGACUGAGGGUGAGAGAGUUGCAACGAAGGGAAGCGGCGAGGGGAGCGAUGCAGAGGAUGCGGAUGCGGAUGACGGGGACGAGGGCGGCGAGCAGAGGCUUGGCGACGACGAUGAGGGCACUGGGGUGGCGGAGGAGGAGAGGGAGGGGGGUGGGGAGGGAGGGGGGGAACGGGUUGAGGACCGAGGCGAGGACGCUGAGGCAGACGGAAGGGACAUUGAAGGCCGCAGCGUUGGUGGGGGGAGCGAUGAGGAGGGUGACGGGGAGAGAGUGGGCUCGGAAGGGUCACGCGGGAGGGGAGGCAGUGAGGACGAAGGGAGCGAUGGGGCGAGGGGGAGGCGGAGAGGGAGUGAGGAUGGCGGGGAUGCGGAGGGAAGGGAAGGGCUGUACAGUGAUGAUGAGGAGGAAAGGGGGUACGGUGGACGGCGGGGGGAGAGACGGGGCGAGUACAGCGAGGAUGAGAGGAGUGAGUACAGUGACGAGGGGGCGGGGCGAAGGGGAAGGCGACCCCAGUACAGUGAUGAGGAGGAUGAGGGCGCGCACGGGAGAGAUGGGGGGCGGCCACGGGGACGAUACAGUGACGAUGAGUACAGUGACGAGGACAGGGAGUAUGGGCGACGAAGGGACAGGCGUGCUGGUGAUGACGAGGAGGAUGAGGAAGGAGAGGGGUACAGGCGGAGAGAGCGGUAUAGUGAUGAGGAGGACGACGGCGAGAGGAGGAGAGGGCGCUACAGUGAUGACGAGGAGGAGGAGGGGUAUAGGAGGCGAGGAGGGAGGUAUAGCGAGGACGAAAGGUCGGAGGGUGCAGAUGAGGAAGCCGAGGAGGGAGCGGGUGGGGAUGGGGAUGGGGAGGGAGGUGCUGCUGCGGUGGAUGCCAAGGGCGCUGGGAAGGGUGGCGAGGCAGAAGACAUUUCGGGUGACGCGGAGGGUGGUGAGACGGUGGGGCAGGAGGAGGAAAGGCACGGCGAGGAGGAGGUGGGAGUGGGCGGCAAGGGCACGCGCCCCCAGGAGCGGAGUGAGGGGGAGGUGGACGCGGGGGAGGAUGCAGGCGAGGAGGAGGGGACGGAUGCGCUUCAGAACGAGGGGGAGAGGGAAGGGAAGGCGAGUGUUGGGGAAGAGAAGAGAGGUGGGGCGAAUGACGUGAGUGAUGAGGAGGACGAAGGGGUAGGAGGAGGCGCUUCUGAUGCUAACGGUGGUGAGCUCAUGGGGGAGGAACGACAAGGGGAGGCGGAAAGGGACUUGUUCAGCGAUGGUGAGGAGGAAAGGGAUGCACACAGUGAGGAGGAAAGGGAUAUGUAUGGCGAGGAGGAAAGGGAUAUGCAUGGUGAGGAGGAAGAGGAUAUGUAUGGCGAGGGUGGCACGGACAUGCAAAACGAGGAAAAGAGGGAUAUGUAUGGCGAGGAGGAAGGGGAAAUUCAAAGUGAAGAGGGGAGGGAUAUUUAUGGCGAGGAAAGGGAAAUGCAGAACGAGGAGGGGAGGGAUAUGUAUGGGGAUGGCGAAGGGGAAAUGCAAAGCGAGGAGGAAAGGGAAAUGCUAAGCGAGGGGGAGCGGGAUAUGUACGGUGAAGAACCCGAAGGUGUCGAGAGGAGUGAGGAUGGGUUGAGCGAGGAUGAGUCUCGUCUGCCUGGCCGUGGUGGUAAAGCUGUUGCGUUCCGAGGGGACGCGGGAGAGGAGGCAGAGGGAGAGGAGGCAGAGGGCGAGGAAGGUGGAAUUGAGAAAGGGACUUAUGGGGAAGGGGUCGACGAGGAAGGCAGUGACUAUAACGAGAGCCCCAGGGCUGAUGGAGGAGGUGGGACAGUGAGGGAGGAGGGGGACGAGGAAGAGCGAGAAGGAGAAGGGGAUGGGCAUGAGGAUGGGCAUGAGGAUGGGCAUGAGGAUGGGCAUGAGGAUGGGCAUGAGGAUGGGCAUGAGGAUGGGCAUGAGGAUGGGCUAGAUAGAGAUGAGGAGGGCGGGCCAGAAGAAGGGGCCGAGAGGGGAGUGUCAGGAGCAGAUGUUGAGGGGAUGGAUGAGGAAGGGGAUGAAUAUAGAGAGGGAGGGGAGGAGCUCUAUGACGAGGACAAGGAGGACGGGCCGGCUGGAGGCAUGGAUGGGAGGCGAGGGGGGAUGAGGGAGGACGAGGAGGAAGAGGAGGAGGGGGAGGAGUUGUAUGGAGGGUAUGGGGACGAGGAUGAUCACUCUCCACGUGAGUUUGGUGGGAGCGAAGAGCUGGAGGGAGAGGAGGGCGAGGAGAGGGAUGGCGAUGGGGGGGAGGAGGAGGAGCUGUACGGGGAGCAGCAUGAGGAGGGGCAAGGGGCGGAGGGCGAGGAGGGGGUGGAGGGAGAGGAGAGGGUGGGAGCGGCAGGGGAGACAGACGAUGUGUCUGAGGAGGAGGGGUUGACGCCACGGGGAUUGCGGGGCAGUGAGCAACUGAGCGUGGGAGAGGAGGAUGAAGACGAGGAGGGGGGAGAGAAGGGAAGGGCGAGUGUGAAUGAGGAAGAGGAAGGCGCAGAUGAGAGAGAGGAUGUGUUGAGGACGCCUGAUGUUGGGUCUGACGAGGAGGGCGAGCCGCCAAGACAUGCAAGACAGCGUGGAGAGGGCAGUGAGGACGAGGAGGAGGACGAGGGGCGGAGGAAAGGAAGUGAGUGGGACAGCGAGGAGGAGAGGGAGAGGUUUGCAGCUGGGAGUGAGGAAGGGGGGACUCCCAGGGCGAUGGGGGGGAGGGGAAGAGGGAGGCGCAGAGAAGGGGGAGAUGAUGAGAGCGAUGGAAGUGAGUAUGGCAGGGGGCCCCGGGGAGAGGGGUACAGCGAUGAUGAGAGGUACAGUGGCCGGGGCAGUGAGAGGGGCAGUGAGAGGGGUAGGGGUGAUUAUAGUGACGAGGAGAGGUAUAGGCGGCGAUAUGGUGAGGACGAGGAGUUGAGUGAUGAGGGCAGUGAGUAUGGGCGUGGGAGGGGGCGGGCACGGGAUGGGUACAGCCCCAGGGAGAGAGGGCUGGAGGGAGAGGAGGGGAGGAGUGAGGAGGGAUCGGAGGCAGCGAGUGAGGUGGAUGGGGAGGAGGUGGUGGGCAGGCGCAGUGAGGUUGGUGGAAGGGGUAAGGAGCGCAGGGUGGAUGGCGAGGAGGAGGUGGAGGAUGAGGAGGGGCGGGAGGAGGCGGCAGGUGAAGGCGGUGUUGGUGGGCACGAGGAGCAGGCAGAGGAAGGCGCCGAGGCUGGGGAAGGAGUUCAGGAGGAGGGGGAGGAGGAGGAGGGGGUGGGUGAGGGGAAGGUAGAGGGGAAGAGGCGCGUGCGGUUCACAAAGGAGGAGGAGCAUGAGGUGUGGGAGAUAGAGCGGGCGAGCGAUGGAGAUGGGGAGGACGAGGAGGAGGAGAUUGAUGAAGAUGAUGGGGGCACGGGAGAGAGCACGAGGCAGAGCAGGGCAGAAGGGAGUGUGGAAGGGAGUGUGGAAGGGAGUGUGGAAGGGAGUGUGGAAGGGAGUGUGGAAGGGGGGAGUGAGGGCGAGGGGAGUGUGGACGGGAAGCGGAGAGGGAGGCGGAUAGUGUGGCGAGACGAGGUGGGGAAUGAGCUGGAAGAGACGCAGCGAGGCGAGGACGAUGAGGACGAGGGCGAGGAGGGGCCGAGGGAGGAGCAUGAGUGGGGGAGCGACGAGGAGGAGGAUGAGGAGGGCAGGGUGAGGGAGGAGCAGCGGAAAGUGGGUCUGCAUGAGGUAGAGGAGGAGGAGAGCGAGGGGGUGGGGAGUGGGGAGGAGGAGAACUGGCGUGAUGAGGAGUUAGGGAGAGGCAGGGAUGGGGAGGAUGAAGAGGAGGAGGUUGAGGAGGCACAGGGACGGUUUAGCGGGGGGGAUGGUGGAGAUGAGGAGGAAGAUGAAGACCUGUUUCCUGUGGGGGUCCAUGGGGAGGACGAGGAGGAGGAGGAAGGGGAGGAUGAGAUGCCUUACACUCCCCAGACGCCUGAGUUCAUGGGGCGUGGGCAGACACGCGGGGUAGGGUUUGCAGGGCGAGGGGGAGGUGAUGAUGAUGAUGGUGGGCACGAGGAGGAUGAGGAGGGAUCAGAGCUAGACGACAGUGCGACGAGCAUGGGAGAGAGGUCGGAAGGGGGCGACCUGUUCCCUGUGUACGAUGAUGAGGAGGAGGAUGAGGAUGGGCAUGGGGCGGGAGGGCGGAGGCGAGGCGAGGAGAAGCUGAGUAUAGAGGACGGUGACGAGUGGGACAGCGGGGAGGAAGGCAGGAGCGACGAGGGUGGCAGGCAGGGGAAAAAGGGAGCGUGGCGGGAGGAAGAGAUGGAGGAGGACGAGGGUGGGGAGGAUGAGGAGGAAGGGGAUGGGGAGGGCAUGGAGGGGACGGGCAUGAGGGGGGAGACGGGUCUAGGCGGGGGAGCGAGUGUGGGAGCAGGAGGUGCGUUCCCCAGGUCGGCAUCGCAGAGCCUCCAGCGCAGCAGCAAGUACAUGCGCGAUGUGAUGCUGGAGAUGCAGGGCCAGGAGGGCGAGGAGGAGGAGUUGGAGGGAGAGGAGGGAGAGGAGGGGGAGGAAGGGUACGAGGAGAUGGAGGGGAGAGAAGGGGGGAUGAGCGGCAGGGUGGGAGGGGAGGGAGCGCGGUCGCUGCUGCCCAAGUCAUCGUCGCAGUCGAGCAGUCUGCAGCGCAGCGGCAAGUACGAGCUCGACUUCCUGCAUGAGCUUGAGGGCGAGGCCGGCGGCUUUGCACCCUCUGAUGAUGAUGCCGGCGAGGGGGGCGCGCAGUGGGCGGGGGAAGAGAUGGAGAGGGCGAGGGAGGAGGAAGAUGAGGAGGAGGGGGGGGGGGAAGGUGGCGAGAAUGGCAGCAUGGGAGGGGGCAGUGUAGAGGAGGCAGAGGAGGAGGAUGAGGAAGGCGAGAGGGCAGGUGGUAGUGUGGGGUUGCGAGGGCGGAGUGAGGCGAUGGGAGGGGAGGAAGGGGAGAGGCGUGCGUGUGCGCGGUCGCUGUUCCCCAAGUCGGCCUCCCAGAGCCUGCAGCGCAGCAGCAAGUACGUCAGCCACCUGCUCAGCGACCUGGACCUGUAUGGCGAUGGCGAGGGCGGGCAGGGGGGGAAGGCCAAGUCGAGGGGCAGGGAGGCAAAGGGAGGUCAGCAGCGCAGCAGCAAGUACCUGACUGGGGGGGUGCACGAUAUGGGGGAGGAGGGCGAGGAAGGGGAGGAUGAGGAGGUUGGGGAGGGGAGAGGGGGCGAGUGGGGCAGGGGCAGGGGCGAGGAUGGCGGGCGGCAGGCGGCAAUGGCUCGCUUCCCCAAGUCGCAGUCGCAGAGCCUGCAGCGCAGCAGCAAGUACAUGAGCGACCUCAUGGGCGGGCUGGGCUUGCAGCGAGGUGGCAGUGGUAAGGUAGGUGAUGGUGCUGGCGCUGGCGCUGGUGGGCUGAGGAGCCGGGCGUCUGGCGGGCUGGAGCGCAGCAGCAAGUACGUGAAAGACUUAAUGGAGGAGCUGGAGGAGGAGGGGGAGCGAGGAGAGGGGCACGAGGAGGAGGAGGAGGAGGAGGAGGAGGAGGAGGAGGAGGAGGAGGAGGAGGAGGAGGAGGAGGAGGAGGAGGAGGAGGAGGAGGAGGAGGAGGAGGAGGCGGAGGAUGAGGAGGAGGGUGGUGGAUUCGGCAAUGGCAGUGCGAGAGGCAGCAGCGUGGGCGUGGGGGCAGGAGGGCUGCACAGAAGCAGCAAGUACGUGAAGGACCUGCUGUCUGACCUGGACUUGUAUGAUGAUAACGUGGCUGCCCAGGCUGCUGCACACGCUGCUGCUGCUCUCGCUGCUGCUGCUCUCGCUGCUGCCAGGGGCGGCCGUGCUGCUGGGUCUGGUGAGGCGGAGGAUUAUUUGUCGGAGGAGGAAAGGGAUGGGCAGGAGCAGGAGGAGGGGUAUGGGGAGCAUGAGGGGGAGUAUGAGGAAGAUGAGGAAUUCAGAGAGGAGGGGGAGGAGUAUAGGGAGGACAUGGAGGAGGAUGAGGAGGGAGCAGAGCGGGCGUGGGAAGCAGAGCAGCAGCAGCAGGAGCAGCAAGAGCAGGCGCAGUCGUUGCAGCCGCAGUCGUCGCAGCUGGCGCGCAGCAGCAAGUACAUCUCGGACCUCAUGGACGAGCUGCGAGGCGAGGAGGACGAGCGCGAGCAGGAGGAGAUGCACGCCCGCGCCUCCGCCUCCGCCUCGCUGGAGGGGCUGCAGAGAAGGGCCAGCGGCAUGCAGGCGGGGCUGCGCGGCGGGCUGAGGCGGAGUGGUAACCACGUGGGCGACGUGCUGGGUGUGAUGGGGAUGGAGGAGGCGGGCGCGGUGGGGGGCACAGGGGAGGGCGAGGGGGAGGAGGAGGCGGAGGGGAUGUGGGAUGCGGAAAGGGAAGAGUGGAGGGAUGGGGAAGGAGAGGAGGGUGAGCAGGACGGGGAGAGGGAGGAGUGGGAGGAAGGGGCGGGGUAUGGGAGGAGGGAGAGUGGGAGGGGGUCGGAGGACGGAGAGGCGCUGAUGAGAAGCCCUCGUGGUGAUUGGGAGGGGGACGAGGGCGAGGAGGGGGAUGAUGGGGGGGAGGGGAGGAGGUUUGGUGAUGGUGAGGAAGGGGAGGAGGGAGAGGAAUGGGAGGAGGGAGUUGGGUCACAGCAGGGAGGAGGGGAGGAGGGAGAGGAAGGGGAGGAAGGGGGCAGGAGGAGGCAGACGAAAAUACAGUGGAAGGAUGAAACGGAAUGGAAGGGAGUGGGGGAGGAGGGAGGAGAGGAGUGGCACGAAGAGGGCGGAGAGGAGGGAGAGUGGGAUGGGGAGGGUGAGGAAGGAAGGUAUGGGCAUGGGGAUGAGGAGGAGGGGGUGGAUUUGUUCCCUCAAGGCGCGCAUGGUGGCAUGGGGGAUGAUGAUGAGAUGCAUGAUGGGGUGCAUGGGGGCAUGGAGGGGGAGGAAUGGGACGAGGGGGAGGAGGAUGGCGAGUACGGGCAGGGUGAGCGAGGCGAGAUGGCAGAGGAGGAGGGCGAGCAGGGCGAGUGGGAGGGGCCCGGCGCGAGGGGCAAGGGGCGAGGGCACAGGGGCGGGGACUCGGGAGGGAGCUUCGACUUUGGGAUGGGCUUGCAGGGGGGCGCGCAGGGCGAGGAGGGCGAGGAGGAGGAAGAGGAAGAGGAAGAGGAAGAGGGGCGUGAAGCAGAGGUUGCGAUGAGAGAGGAGGGCUUUGGGGAGGAGGGCGAGUAUGAGGAGGGGCAUGGCAUGGCAGGUGGGGGGGUGGAGGAUGAAGAGGCGGAGUAUGGGGAUGAGUAUGUGGGCCACGGGGAGGAGGGGUUGGAGGAGGGAGACGAGUACGAUGAGGGCAGGGAGGGGCUUGGUGGGGAGGGAGAGAGUGGAUUCGUUGAGGGGGACGAGGGGUAUGUGGAGGCGAGGGAGGGGUAUGAGGAAGGGAGGGAGGGGUAUGUGGAAGGGAGGGAGGGGUAUGUGGAGGGAGAGGAGGGGUAUGAGGAGGAGGGCUUUGAAAUGGGGCAGGAGAGGUAUGAUGAGGGGGACGAGGGGUACGAGGAAGGGGAAGGGGAGCACAUGCAUGGCGAGGGGCUGGAGGAGUUUGAGGGCGGUGAGGGAGCGCAUGAGCAAGGGGGUGGUGCUUACAGGCAAGGAGGAGGGGCGUAUGGGGAGGAGGAGGAGGGCGCGUACGAGGAGGAAGAGGAUGAAGGGUACGAGGGAGAGAGGCACGGGGUGCAGCAUGGGGAGGAGGAGUAUGGGGAAUUGGAGGGAGGCGAGGGGGAUGAGUACGAGGGUCACCCAGAGGACGAGUAUGGGCCGCAUGAGGAGCAUGAGUACGGGCAGGAGGGCGAGGAGGACUACGAUGAGUACCAUGCGGGGCGUGGGCAUGGCGGUGGCCAUGGCGAUGGGCAUGAGUUCGAGCAGGAGGAUGGUGAGGGCGAGGGGUACGGGCAUGGGGAGGCGGAGGAAGGGGAGGAAGACGAAGGGCAUGGCAUGGAGGGCGACUCAGACGAGGGGCAGGCGGCGCCAUACGACCACGAGGACCACGAGUUCUACCGCGCUCAGGACGAGCGCGACGGGCAGGAGGGCCACCACCCUGAGGGCGGCAACGACUGGCUGCUUCCUCCUGGGUCCGGGCGGCACGGCUCGUCGGAGCUGUACCGGGGGCGCAGCCUGGGGCGCAUCGACGAGCAGGUGGCGUCGGGGUCGGGCAAGUCUGGCAAGCAGCAGUCGGACCUGCACCGCGGGGGCAGCCUCAACCAGCGCGACGGGUCGUGGCAUGCACAGGGCGGCCACGGCUCGCAGGGAGGGCUCCGCCGCGGGCUGCGACGUGGCGGCAGUCUGAACCAGCCCGACGGCCACUGGGUGCAGGCGGGGCCCGCCUCAGGGCAGGCCUCGGGGCAGGCCUCGGGGCAGGCCUCGGGGCAGGCCUCGGGGCAGGCCUCGGGGCACAGGGCGUCUUCCCUGCGACGGGGGAGCAGCUUGAAGUGGGCGGAUGAGGAGGAAGCAAAGGGGAGAGGAGGGGGGGAGGGUGCGGAUGGAGGGAGGGACUUGGUUCGGGGGCGGAGUCUGGGGAGGACGGACGGGGAGUGGAUGGACCGGCGGGUGAACCGGCAGCUGGACGAGCUGAUUCACAAGGAGGGUGUGCACAUUGAGAACGGCGUGCCCUCCCGCUCCCACUCCUUGGAGCCGGGCGUGUGGAGCAGCCAUGACAGGGAGGAGGGGGAGGAGGGGCAAGGUGAGGACAUUGGUGGCAGGGGCAUGCGUGGGCGCGGCGGUGGUGGCGGUGGCGCAGCGGAUCAGUAUGGCGACCUCGGGCCGUUCAAGCCACGCCCUCCGUCGCGAUCCCGGUCGUCGAUUCCGGCGGAUCAGAUGGCAUCGACGGGCCUGAGGGGGUCGCGAUCAAAGUCGCUCGGCAAGAACGUGACGUGGGCCCUGGAUGAGAAGCAGAGCGAUGGGGAAAGGGAUGAGGGCGGUGGCAGGUGGGCGGAGGAAGGGGGCAAGUGGGGCGGCGGACGCAUCCAAGAGGAGGAGGAUGGCGACGAGGAGGGUGAGGAGGACAGGCGAGCGCAGGAGGAGGAUGGGUAUGGCGGGCGCGAGAGGGACGAGGAGGAGUACUUGGAAACUCUGCAGGAGGAGGAAGGGGAGGGCGAGGAGGAGGAGGGAGAGGGAGAGGAGGAGGAGGAGGACGACGAGGAGGAGCAGGAGCGGGUGGCGAGCAUCAAGUUCCAGGCGUCGCGGUCACAGUCGCUGGGCAAGGUGGAGGCGCACUCCAUGGCGCUGGGGCGCAUGGCGUGGCACGGGGACGACCAGGGGUACGAGGACGAGCAGGUCGACGGCGGGGACGGGGGCGAGGAGCAAGGGGGGUGGAGGAGGGGGGGAGUGAGGGGCAAGGCGAAGCCGGCGCGGUCGCAGAGUGUGACGGCGACGGAGGUGCUGCGCGCGCAGGUGGGCGCGGGCGGCGUGGGGAAGUCGGACCUGCUGCGCUCCGACUCGGUGUUCGCCAAGCUGGAGCAGCACCUCGUUCAGCGCCGCGGGCAGCCGGGGUAUGGGGAGGGGGAUGACGGGGAGAUGGAGGGAGAUGGGGGCGUUGAUGGUGAGGAGGAGGGUGUGGAGAUGGAUGGGGAGUAUGGCGCGGGGGUGGAGGGCGUGUAUGAGCGGGAGAGGGAGGACGGGGAGUGGGAUGGGGAAGGGGAGGAGCGGAUGGAGGGCGAGGAGGAGUAUGAGGAAGGGCGGCAGGAGGAUGGGUAUGAGGAUGGGGAGGAGAGGUACGGUGAGGGCGAGGGGUAUGGGGAGGAGGGUGAGGGUUAUGGGGAGGAGGGUGAGAGGUAUGGGGAGGAGGGAGUGAGGUACGGGGAAGAGGUAGAGGGAUAUGGAGAGGAGGGGGAGAGAUACGGGGAAGAGGGAGAGGGAUAUGGAGAGGAGGGAAGGUUUGAGGGAGAGGGUGAGUAUGGCGAGGAGGAGGGGGGGUACGAGGAGGGCGAGAUGGGGGGUGGAGAGGUGGAGGAUGAGGAGGACGAUCGCAAGCGACAGAUGGAGAGGGAGAGAGAGCUGGCGCUGGAGAUGGCAGCCGAGAUGGAUGAACGGCUGGAGAUGCGCAUGGACGAGGAGCAUGAGGGGAUCAACGGUCUGGAUGGAUUUGAUGACGAGCUGGAUGGGGAGGGCAGCUUGGAGUUUGAGGGGCAGGAUGAGGCGGGGUCGCAGCAGCUGGAGCAGGAGCAUGAGGAUGAAUACGGGCAUGAAGGGCAUGGCAUGGGUGGGCAUGAAGGGGAGGAGGGCCAUGGGGACGAGCACGGGGAUGUGCAUGGGGAAGAGUACGAGGGCGAGUAUGAGGGCGAGCAGGGGGGCGAGUAUGAGGGCGAGCAGGGGGGCGAGUAUGAGGGCGAGCAGGGGGGCGAGUAUGAGGGCGAGCAUGGGGACGAGUAUGAGGGCGAGCACGAUCACAUUCUGGCAGGCGGGGAGGGUGAGGGCGAGGGCGAGGGCGAGGGGGAGGGGGGGCUGCUGGACGAGGUGAGUUCAGAGGUGCUGCAUGCCUGGCGCCUGCCGUCCAUGGGCCCGCGCGCCCCCCUGGGGUUCAACCUGGACGCCAUGCACAUGCCACCCUCGCCUGCUGCCAAUAGUCCACUCGGCAGCCCCCUGGGCAGCCCCUUCGGGCAGGGCGCCCUCGGCAGCCCCUUUGGGCACGGCGCCCUGGGGAGCCCCCUGGGGGGCUUUGGGUCCGUGGCCGGGGGGGAUGAGGGCGGGCGGGGCGAGGGGCACGGGGGGAUGGCGGAUGGGGGGGAGCUGGAGCAGGUGGUGGAGGGCGAGGGGGAGGGGGAGGGGGAGGGGGAGGGGGAGGGGUAUGGGGAGGAAGGGUAUGGGGAGGAGGGGUAUGGAGAGGAGGGGUAUGGGGAGGAGGGGUAUGGGGAGGAGGGGCAUGGAGGAGAGUUUGGUGAGGGCGAAGGGUAUUAUGAGGAGGGGGGUGAAGGUGCUGGGGGGGAGUAUGGUGAAGGGCAGGAGUACCAUGAUGGGGAGGGGAAAGGGCAGUACGAGGAGGGGGAGGGAGAAUAUGCAGACGAGGGGCAGCAGUUUGUGGAGCAACAGGAAGGUGAAUAUGUGGAGGGUGAGUAUAACGAGGGCGAGGGGGAGUUUGAUGAGGAGCAGGAGUACGAUGAGGGGCAGCAGUAUGCAGCAGAGGGGGAGGGGCAGGUGGUUGACGGGGAAGGGGGGUUCCACCCAGCGGAUGGGCACGCAGACGGUGGGGAAGAGGGGGGUGCUGAUGGGGAGUACGGCGAGCAGUAUGAUGGGGAGCACUAUAACGAGGAUGAUGGAGGGGAGGUUGGGUUCGGUGGAUUCCAGGUGGGCGAGGAGGAGGGAGGGCAGGGAUGGGAGGGCGAGGAGGGAGGGCAGGGAGAGGGGUAUCCGGAUGGGGAGGGGUAUGGGGAAGGGGAGUACGGUGGUGAGGGGGCCUAUGAUGGCCAUGUGCAAGGGGAGCAGAUGGAGGGAGGGGAGUUUGGUGGCUUUCCUGGGCAAGGCGAUGAAGAGGGCGGUUAUCAGGAGGGGCAGUAUGGGGAGGGGGAGGGGGAGGGGCAGUAUGGGGAGGGAGAAGGGCAAUACGGACAAAUCGAUGGGCAAUUCGGUCCGGAGGAGGGACAAUUUGGAGAGGACGAAGGGCAAUAUGGGCAGGAAGAUGGUCAAUUCGGUCAGGAGGGGCAAUUUGGGCCGGGAGAGGGGCAAUUUGGGCAGGGAGAGGGGCAAUUUGGGCAGGGAAAGGCGCAAUUUGGGCAGGGGGGGGGGCAGUAUGGCGAAGGGGAUUAUGGAGAGGAGGGUGAUUGGGGCGCAGGUGAAUGCCAUGAGGGCGAGGGUGAUUAUAAUGAAGCUCACGGUGGGUAUGGGGAAGGUCAGAACCAGUCUAGUGUGGGGCACGGGGAGAAUGGGGAGGGGCAGUUUGAAGGGCAAGGGCAAUACGAUGAGCAAGGGCAAUACGAGGAGGAGGGUUAUGAAGAGGGCGAGUACAGAGAAGGAGAGUUCGUGGAGGAGGGAGAGUAUGCAGAUGCAGAGGGGCGUGAUGGCGGGCUGCAUAACAAUCAAGGCUUUCCGACUGAGCAGCAGCAGCAGUUUCAGCAGCAGCACCAGUUUCAGCCGCAGCAGUUUCAACAGCAGCAGCAGCAGCAGCAGCAGCAGCAGCAGCAGCAGCAGCAGCAGCAACAACAGGUUUGGCAGGGAGCAGGAGGCGAGGGCAGUGGGGCAGAGGGCAUGGGCGCAGGGGGGGAUCAUCUGGACAGCACGUUCGAGUUCAUGCAGGGCGGGCUUGGGGCGCGAAAGGAGGGCGAGGGGGUGGAGGAGGGGGCAGGCGGGGAGGAAGAGGACAUGGGGCAGGAUGAGGGAGAGUAUGAGGAGGAGGAGGAAGAAGAAGAGGGAGUGGAGGGAGAGGACUUGGAUGAAGAGGAAGAGGAGGAAGAGGGGGAUGACGAGGACGAGGAGGAAGGAGAGGAGGGAGAAGAGGGAGAGGAAGGAGAGGAGGGGGAGGAGGGAGAGGAGGGAGAGGAAAGUGGUGGGUUUGCAUUCAAUGUUGCGGGUGAGGGAGGUGAGGAGGAAGAAGAUUAUGAGAUAGAAGGUGAGGAAGGGGAGGAAGAAGAGGAGGACGAGGAGGAGGAAGAAGACGAAGAAGAGGAGGAAGAAGAAGAGGAAGGGAGUGAAGUGGAGGAUGUUGAUGAUGAGAGCGAGGGAGAGGAGGAUGAAGAGGAGGAGAUGGAAGAGGAAGACAGUGAAGAGGUGGAUGAUGAGGAAGAGGAGGACGAGGAGGAUGAUGAGGAUGAGGAUGAGGAUGAGGAUGAAGAGGAUGAGGAGGACGAAGAGGAGGAGGAGGAGGGGGCGGUGAUCGACAUAUUCGGGACGGGCAUGGCGGAGGGCGGGUCGCAGGGAGUGAUGGGCGCGCUGGGGGGCUCCAAAGGGCUGGCCCUGCUGCUGCAGCACCAGCUGGCGGCGGCACGCGCCAAGGCCAUGGGUGGCAUGGCAGCGGGCAGCGAGGAGGAGAGUGAGCUCUCCACACCCUACGACACGGAUGCAGACCUCGAUACAUCGGACUCCAACACAUCAGGCAACCGCCGCACCGCCAUGCUCCACCACUCCGAUCCCUCCGCCGCCGCCGCUGCUGCAGCGGGCAUGGGUGCGUUCCCGGCUUUGGGCGCGGGGCUGACAGCAGCCAGUGCAGCACGCAGCGGCCGGUCGGGCGCAGCCACGAAUGCAGGUCGCAGUGCUGCAGGCACAUCGCGGCGAGCAGCAGCCGCAGCACGGCAGCAGAGGGGGGCGGCAGCGAGUGGGGCGCGGCUGACAGCAGAGUGUCUGCUGAGCUUGCUGUCGUUCCUCGACUCGCCUCACGACUGGAUCAGCUUCUCCUGUGUCUGCCGCACCUGGCGCCAGGUGGCACACCAGGGACUCACGCGGUUGAAGCUGCCGCGGGGCAAGCGGGUGAACGCCAUGGGGCUGCUGAGGGCGCUCUCCUACUCGCGCACCCUGCACUCGCUGCUGCUGCCCUGCGCCGCCCUCGACGCGCCCGUGUCAGACGACUUCCUCUGCACCAUCGCCUACACCUGCCCCGCCCUCACGCACCUCGCCCUCGGCCCCGACCCCGACCUGGGCUUUGCCUACGGCCCGCACGGGCUCGCCACGCUCUUCAAGGGCUGCUCGCUGCUGCAGCGCCUCUCCAUUGAGGCCACGCCGCCCCGCACCUCCUUUUCCGGUGCUGCUGCUGCUGGGUCUGUGGUUUCGGGCGGCGAUUCGGCCAAUGGCAUGCAGCUGAAGCAGCUGAUGAAGAUUCUGUUUGCCCCGGGCAGCUUAAUGCCGCCAGGGGUGGCUGCGGGGGCGGGAGGGGGGGGAGUGGGAGGGGCGAAUGGAGGGAUAGGUGGAUCCAGUCACAUGCGCCAUCAGCACCACCACCACCAUCAGCACCAUCACCGGCAGCACCACCAGGCACCGUCAUCCACAUGCCCCACAUGCGCUGCCUGUGCCUCGCCCUACGCCCCCCGCAGCGGCACCUGCAGCCCUCUGCUCUUCGCUGCCGGUGGGGGUGCCAUGCCGCGCGGCUACACCGAUGACCGCAUUGCCAUGGGGGGCGCAGGCGCGCUGGGAGGGGCAGCACAGGGAGGGGCAGCGGGUGCAGGAGCAGCAGGGGGGAACAGGGCAUCUCACAUGGCGGGGAGCAUAAUAGGCGGCACCAUCACGGGCACCAUAGCGGAUGGGCUCAUCGGUGCUGCUAGCGGCAGCACCUCCCUCGUCGGCCGCAUUGCCAGCAGUGCUGCCGGCGCCCUCAUCUCCGACAGCUGGCGCUCUCUUGUUGGUGGGGACGCAGCGGGUGCGGGGACAGGAGCGGGGGGAGGAGGGGGGUGGUGGACGCCGCAGACGGGCAUCAUGCCGGGCCUCUCUCACUCCGCCUCCUCCGCUGCCCCCGCUGCUCCCACUGGGUACAGCCUGGGAGGGCUGUUCAGCAGCUUCGGCAGCGGCAACCCUAGCAUCAGGGGCAGCAUGGGCGGGCUGCCAGCAGGAGUGAGCAAGAGCGUGGCGGAGCUGCUGCACGACUCCGUGCCCAUCCGCCUCGCCACGCCCUCCAAGUCCAACCACCCCCUCCACUCCUCCCCUGACCUCGCCAGGCGCGAUCUCAGCCCUGCGCGGGCCAGGCCUGCUGUGGCUUCAGGGUCGGGCGCGUGGCCGGUGUCUGGCAGUGUGGGGAAGAGCAGCAGCGAGGGUGGGCUUGCAGGAAGGCCGGGGAUGGGGGGUGGGAUAUCGGGAGCAAAGGCGGGAGGAGGCAUGGGAGGAGCAGGGGAGGGAGGCGAGCCACAGGGGGUGCUGAGUGUGAUUGACAUCCCUGAGUCCUUGGGCCUGCUGCAGCACCUGCGCCAGCUGUCGCUGCACAUCAACAACCCGCGGCAGCAGGUGCGCCUGCCCGACUCCAUCGGCCGCCUCUCCCUUCUGGAAGACCUCCACCUCGCCUUCCCCCUCCCCGCCUUCGUGCCGCCCUCCCUGUGGUCGCUGCCGUCGCUGCAGCGCCUCUCCCUGACGGGGUGGAAGGGCCUCGCCUUCCUGCCCAACUGCCUGGACGACCUCUCCAGCCUGCGCUCGCUGCACCUGCGCUGCCACGACCUGCUCGACCUCCCUCCCUCCGCCGCCCGCCUGCAACACCUCACGGAGCUGCUGUGGGAGACGCCGCGCCGUGGCAAGGACCAUGGGGAUGCUGCUGGGGGUGGAGGUGGGGGUGGGAGCCUGUUUGGGGAUCACUAUGAGCACCAGCAGCAGCAGCAGCAGUCACUGGAGAGUGCGUCGGUGCCGCCAUCGCUGGGGCUGUUCACGCAGCUGCAGCACCUCACGCUGCGCAACGCCACCUUCCUGCCCGACGACCUGCAGCUGCUGGCGCCCAGCCUCACGCACCUGCAGGUGUGGGGCGCCCACGGCCACCUGCGCUUCCUCCCCCACUCGCUGCUGCGCCUGCGCCGCCUGCACCACCUCGACCUGCGCGGCGCCUUCUCCCUCGUGCCACCUGGCAUCGGCUGCCUCCAGGAGCUGACUCAGCUCUGCCUCGUCAGCGGGUCGCUGGAGAGCCUGCCGCCAUCCAUGGCUGAGCUGGCGAGCCUGGAGGAGCUGCGAUUGGACGGGUGCUCGGGGGAUCUGCAGCUGCCCGACAUGCUCUUCGCCCGCCUCAAGCGCCUGCGCUCCCUCUCCCUGCCCACCAACGCCGCCUCCACUGUUCCCCGCGGCCUCACCCUGCUCACCUCGCUAGCCUCGCUCUCCAUCGAGUGCUCUGCCUCCGUCCCCACGCCCCAACCGGCUGCUGCUCUUGCCGUCCCCGACCCCCUGCCCCUCACGCCUCCACCGCCUCCCACACCCGCUGCUGCCAUCUUCAGCGCCCUCGCUGCCUCCUUCUCCCCGCCGCCGCCCUCUCGGUCGCGCUCGUCACACCGAUCCGCCUCACCCAUUCCCUCCAUGACCCCCCUCCCUCCGCCCUCCUCGCCCCUCACCGACUCCUGGGACCCAUCCCGCCUGCCGCCCGCUCCCACCGCCCUGCCGUCCACAUCGGUGCUCCCUCUGGCCUUUGGCUCGCUGGCCAGUCUGCGCUCGCUGCGUCUGCUGUGCCCGCACCUCACGGCCCUGCCACCCACCUUUGUCGCGCUGCCCCGCCUGGAGGACCUGCAGCUGCGCUUCUCGGGCUCGCUGCCGCGCUCCUUCGGUGCGCUCACAUCGCUGCGCUCACUCGUGCUCGACAGCCCCAAGCUCUACGCGCUGCCCGAGUCCAUCGGCAACCUCUCCCUCCUCACCUCGCUCACCCUUGCCUGUGCGCACCUCACGCUGCUGCCCGUCUCCAUCGGCCAGCUCACGGCGCUGCGCACGCUCAAGAUUCUUCAGUGCCACUGCCUCGAGUCGCUCCCCUCCUCGCUCUCUGCCCUGGCCAGCCUCUCCCUCCUCGACGUCUCCUGUGACAAUCUCAACUGGCUGCCCGUGUCCUUCGGCCGCCUCGCAGCGCUGGAGGAGCUCUCCCUGGCAAGCAAGAACCUCGCGCAGCUGCCCGAGAAUUUUGGGCAGCUGCAGCACUUGCGCCUCCUGCGGCUCGACUGCCCGGCCCUUCAGAACCUGCCCGCAACGUUUUGGCAGCUGCCCGGGUCGUUGCGUGUGGAUAUGACCUCGCUGUCAUGUAACCGCGGCAUCUGCUGCCAGGAGUUUGUCGUGUGGCUGGGUGUCGGCGCCUAG
Closterium sp. Naga37s-1 is the source of this 18603-nucleotide messenger RNA. The record is from the annotation of a GenBank genome assembly. Lineage: Eukaryota; Viridiplantae; Streptophyta; Zygnematophyceae; Desmidiales; Closteriaceae.